Molecule: messenger RNA, 3827 nt
Organism: Trifolium pratense (red clover)
Lineage: Eukaryota; Viridiplantae; Streptophyta; Magnoliopsida; Fabales; Fabaceae
Exons: 7
Coding region: 1317-3641 (774 amino acids)
Source: RefSeq, a predicted model, not a curated record
GUAAAUAUAUUACUAACACCGCAACUUUUCCUGCAGAAAAUAAUGAAACCCUAAUUUCAUUUCCCAAAAGCAAAACAAAACCCUAAUUCCCUUUCUCUCUUUCACAUUUUCGCUAGUCCUUCUUACCACAGUUCUCUUCUCUCAGCGAUCGAUUCCAGCUCUUAUCUUUCACUUCCUAUUUCAAUUUCUGAUCUGUUACAAAAAUAUUCAAAUUUUGAUUUCGAUCCCGCUCUUAGAAUUUCUACUCGAGAUCUUCCAUUUUCAGCAUUCAUUGCUCUUUUGGUGUUACUCUCACGAGGAAUUGCAGGUUCAAUGAUAUUUUCAUAAGAAUGUGCAGCAACCUCAGGACUUGAAACAAUAAAGUAAUCUGAGUCAUUCUCAUGUAAACGACAUAGUUGGUAAUAGGUAAAUUUAUAAAAAAUUAUGUUUCAUAACUUUAUCAAAGAUAAUAAAGACAUUGAUAUGGUUAUGUUGUUAUAAAUUUCAAAACCAAGGUAGCAUAUAAGGAAAACAUGUGAAAAACCUAAAAUAAGUAUUGGAUGCUUUAGGGAGCUUUAGUUGUAAUGAAAGUACUGGAUAAUGGCAUUGUAACUCACAGGAUUGGUUGUUGAUCAACUUGUUGAGGGUUUUCAGCAUUUUCAUCAUCACCAACAUAUUCAAGCUCUUGAGCAGGUUCAUGUUCUUGAAUUCCAUCCUGCAAAAAUAAGUAUAUGUAAGAGAACAUUAAAUUUGGAAAAUCUAAUCAAAUUUGUUACCUAAUUAAAUGAAAUAAAGACAGUGUACUUUACCAAUAGUACGGUUGAUGCAUGAUCCUGAUCAUCAGACGAUUCAAUCAAACUCAAUGAAAAUUUAUUAUUCUUAAUUUGAUAUUCCAGACACACUUUUGUUGGUCUUUCAAAUCCAAAUAUGUAUGAAACCUCAUUUCCAUACAUAACCUUUUCAGUAUCACUGAAUUCAAAAUACACACGUACUGAUCGUUCGUUCCAUACGAUCCUUCCAUAAUCAAGGCGAUGCAAUUCUCUUUCCCAUUGAUCAUAAAAUUCAAUUGGGAUUUGAAUGUUUCGCUAAAUUGGACAGAAAUUUUAGUUAUCAAAUUAAUUAUUUGCAUUAUAUAAAUAAAUAAAAAUACAGAUUAUAUUAAAUUUUCAUAUACCUCAAAAGGAUUGAUUAUCGUCACGAAUGAUGUUGGCCUAUUAUGAUGCUCAACAGUUCCAAUUAUUGUCAUUUCAAACACAUUGUUCACAAUUUGAUAAUCCAAACUUACUUUGGUUGGUUUUUGAAAGCCAAAGUUUUCAGCUACAUAAUGCGCAUAAUACAUGAAACAUUCAUCAUCGGUCAAACAUAAACGUACCGUUGAGGUUUUAUCAGUUGUUCUUAUCUUUGCAUCUUGUUUUUUCAGGAGCUCAUACUUCCAUGCAUCAAAAAAAUUCCUUGCUGAGCUGAAAAUGGAAAUGCCGGCGCAUCGGACAUGGAUGUAUAAUAGGCGUAUUGUUGGCCGAAAGGGAUAUACAGCUGAAUUUUUGCAAGGCCUCGAAGAGUUUCUUGAUUUUGCUUGUCAACAACCACAGUAUUUGAAUGAAGGUGUAAUAAGCUGUCCAUGUAAGCAAUGUAAAAAUGAGAGGCACCUAACUCUGAAGGAAGUAAAUAUUCAUAUUCGUCAAAAAGGGUUUACACCUGGAUAUUGGUAUUGGACAUCUCAUGGAGAGGAAGUCCCUCAAACUAAUCUCGAUGUUGAUAUGCAUUCAGAUGAAAUGCCUUUUAGCAGUCAACAAGACACGGGGUUUGAUGAUGCUGAUCUUAAUGACCAAAAUUUUGUACAAAAUGAAGAGGUGCCGACAAAUAUGGAAUCAACUGAAUUUUAUGAUAUGCCGGAUUCAACUCAACAACCUGCGCGGUCAGGGUACCAAAACACACCAAAUAUGUCUGCUGCUAUUGCAAUGUUGAGUUUACAAUCUAAACACAACAUGUCACAAGAUUGUUUCAAUGAUGUGAUAAAGUUUAUGAGGGAGUCAAGCCACAUUGAGAAUGAAAUUCCUUCAUAUUCUAGGAAAACAAAGAGAACUGUGCAGCCAACUAAGAUGUCUAGUAAAAAGAAACGUGCUCAAACCAAUGCACCAUUGAUAAUUCCAUCUGAUACCCUUCCAACUUAUUCUAACCAAGCCACUCAACCUCCAUCUCGAACUAAACCUCGAACUAAGCUUAGUCAAUCUCGACCCACUAAGCCUCUAACUCGACUUCAACUCCGAACUCAAUCUCAAUUCUCUCACUCUCAACUCCCCCUGCAACCUCAGCCCACUGAACUUCAACCACAACCUCAACUUCGUGUGCAACCUCAACCCACUGAAUCCCGACAUCGCCUGCGACCCCAACCAACUGUACCUCGACCUACUGAACCUCAACUUCGCCUGCAACCCCAACCCACUCCACCUCGACCACAACCUCAACUCCGCCUACAGCCGCAACCCACUCAACCUCGACCCCAACCUCAACUCCGCCUGCAACCCCAACCCACUCAACCUCAACCUACUCCACCUCGCUCUCAACCUCAACCUCAGCCUCAAGCUCAACCCAUCAUAUCUCAAACCAUUCCUACCCAAGUCCUUCAAUGUCGAGAAUUUCCAAUGGUCAACGAAACUCCAUCUUCUUCAUCUAACCAUGUCAGUAAAGAAAGUAAUGGGAACAAAAUCCCCAUACUUCCAGAAGGGGAUGGGUUUGAUCAACACAGGUUGGUAGUGAAGGCAAUUGCUUUAAUUAUACGAAUUAACUUGGAGGAGGGAAAACCAUCAUGGAAGCAGUUAUCUAAAAAACAACGAGAUUCGUGGUUUGAUAUAUUUAAAUCAAAGUUUACGUGGCCACCUCAACAUAAAGACUUGGUGCGACGUAACUUUGAGAAAAGGGGUUCAGCAAAAAUGAUUCAAUUAAUGCAAGAAGCUCGAAAAGAUUUAGAUCAAAAACCAAUUUGGAUGGAAGAGCGGGUGUGGACACAAUUGAAAGCACAUUGGGAGUCCUUAGAAUACAAAAGAAAGUCUGAAAUAAACAAAAGAAAUGGCGAGUCUAUGGCUGGUGCUUCUCUUCACACUGGUGGAUCAAUUCCUCAUCAUUUGCAUUGGAAGCGAAUGAAGGAGGCAAAUGGAACAGAUCCAUCCAUGGCUGAGUUUUAUUUUCGUACACAUCGAAAAAAGGACCAAAGUUGGGUGGGUCCUUGUGCCGAGUCUGCUUAUGAUAAAUUUGAACGAAGAAAAUUGGAAUUAUCUUCCAAGAUUGUUUCGAGUGAGAAUGGAGGUGAUAUGCCGUCUGAAUUGGAUAUAUGGGUAGAUUCAGUUGGAACGAAAAAAGGAAGGGUUUUUGGUCUCGGAUCUGUAAACAAAAAAUUGGUUACAUCUGUUAAACUUUCUGCUAAUUCAGAAGAUGUCAAUGCUUUAAGAAGUCAGAUUCAUGCACUUAACGAGUCACUGCAAAAACAGGAACAAGAGAAAUUAGAAAUGAAACAUGAGUUGACCGAAACUAAACAACAAGUAGCAGCUUUAAUGCAACACUUGGGGUUUGCCGCCUCUUCUUCUCGUCCGCAUUCAUCACCUCAAGACAGCAAUGAAAUUGAUAAUGGCGAUGCUGAUGAUAGUGAUGGUGAUCAUUUGGAGUAGGAUUGAUUGCAUCUGACUUAUAGAACUUCAGUUGGUAUAUUUGUUUCCUACAAAAAAAGUUGAACAUGUUAUGAUGUUUUUUGCAUUUGUUGGAUGCUUUACUGUGGAAACUAUCAAAGAAAAUUCUGAAAAUAUCCUAAAUAUAGUUUAACCCAGGCUAAGCAUGUGUUGGUUUCACUUUCAAAA